CCGGAUGUUAUUUAUUAACCGUAACAACUUGACGUUGCAGCAAUAAGCACUUAGCAUACAGGCUAAAUGUGUAAACCUGGUUAACUUCAUUUUUGACUGCUUUUUCGGUUACUUUGCUCGGUACUAUGAGAACUAAGGGGAACGACGUUACAUCUUGAGUCUAUAAACUGUCGUCCCAAGAUUAAGAGGUUAUUCUCUAUUUUUCUCGUGUACAUCACCUCUGCUUGGAAGAAUCAACUACAACUGGCUAGGAAAGACCAGCAGUUUGCCCAACGCUGGAAACAACAGGACAUCACAACUGCUUCUGACGGCCACCACAGGCUCAGUGGGCCUGCGUGGAGAUCCAGAGUGAGUCCAUUGUGCCAGAGGGGAUGGAUCCUCUGGGUGCUCGCUCCCAGUUCGUGGACAUCCAGACACUCCCCACGUGGCAGCAGCAACUGGGUGAAGAUGGCGAGGAGACACCCCUGGACCAGAGUGACAGCCUGCUCAGCCAGGAGGCCUUCCCUUCACCGUUCCCCUUCAGACCAGACAUCAACCGCAAGAUCAUCCUCUUCACCGGUGAAGUGGCCCUGCUUAGCUGCACCUCCAUAGUGAACACCAGCAACGAGUCUCUAAAUGACAAGAACCCGGUGUCCGACCGCAUCCAUCAGCUGGCGGGGCCUGAGCUGCGAGAUGAGCUGCUCAAACUCAAAGGAUGUCGGACGGGGGAGGCGAAACUGACCAAAGGCUUCAACCUGGCAGCGAGGUUUAUCAUCCACACAGUGGGACCAAAAUACAAAGCCAAGUACAGGACGGCGGCGGAGAGCUCGCUGUACAGCUGCUACAGGAACAUCAUGCAGCUGACUGCAGAGCAGUCGAUGGCGUCUGUUGGCUUCUGUGUGGUCAGCACAAUCAAAAGAGGUUACCCACUAGAAGAAGCUACACACAUCGCUCUCAGAACAGUGCGCAGGUUCCUGGAGAAUCAUGGAAACAGCAUAGAGACCGUGGUGUUCUCAGUGUCAGAAACAGAGGAGCCCGUGUACAGGAAGUUACUUCCUCUGUACUACCCUCGCUCUGAGGAAGAGGAGAAGGCCUGUCUGCCUCUCAUCCCAGCUGACAUUGGCAACUCCGAGGGUGAACCGGUCGUCCCAGAGAGACAGAUCCGCAUCACUGAGAAACCAGGCGUCCUGGAAGAUGAUUCUGAAGAGGACAGUCUGGAGUCAGAUCUGGGUCAGGUGGGGAAUCACGCUUUCGCCCGGAUGGAGGGUGAUGUGGACAAACAGCGGAAACAGAUCCUACAGGGCCAGAUGUCAGAGGCGGCCAUGCAGAAACAACACCAGAGGAAUUACAAUCGCUGGCUGUGUCGGGCGAGAGCGGAGGAUCUGUCAGACAUAGCUGCACUGAAAGCCUUAUAUCAGACUGGUGUGGAUAUGUGUGGCAGGGCAGUGGUGGUCCUGGUUGGACGAAACAUCCCAGUUACCCUUAUCGACCUCGAGAAGGCCCUGCUCUACUUCAUCCAUGUGAUGGACCACAUCACAGUGAAGGAAUAUGUGAUGGUUUACUUCCACACACUGACCGGCGAGCACAACCACCUGGACUCCGACUUCCUCAAGAGCCUCUACGACAUUGUUGAUUUCAAGUUUAAAAAGAAUUUAAAAGCCUUCUACUUUGUACAUCCAACAUUUCGCUCUAAGGUCUCAACAUGGUUCUUCACCACCUUUAGUGUGUCAGGAAUGAAGGAGAAGGUCCACUAUCUGGACAACCUGCAGCAGCUCUUCACCUGCAUCAAGCCUGAGCAGAUCGACAUCCCUCCGUUUGUCCUGGAAUACGAUGCACGGGUGAAUGGACCCUACUAUCCAUCACAGUCUUCUGGUCUGUGACAGAAUACCAAUUGCAAAUCCUUGUUGAGGUGGCAAGAUGGUGUCAACCUGUCAUAAGGAGGCUCUUUAUGGACGUCAUUUUGCCGGUUUGGUCUGAACUCCUAACCUCCCCUAAAGGCUCUGAACCAUAGUGGGGAAACUCUCCCUUUUGUUCUGUCCCUGCCAGAAGGACAAAAUUAACAGUGGCAGGCCACAUUUAGCAGCGUGUGGCCUGGUGAGCGGUCAUUAUCACUCACCACAGACUAUUUGUGGAUCUGGACUGGUUUCGGGAUUAUGCCUUACACCAAGAGUUCUUAUUCAGCAGUUUCCUCAAACAUCCCUAAAUAUGAAGGAUCAUGUCAAGCCUGACAGUUUCCCAAAGCCUUUUCUGUCUUGUAGUCACAUCAGACAUCCUCACACAUCUCAGAAUAUUGGCACGCUUUCCAUGUUCUGGAUUAGGACGGGAACGUUGCAUCUGUCUGGAUUUCUACACUAUUUCAUUCUGUACUAUGCCAUGCUAGAUGGCGGAAACUUUGGGUGAAGUAAAUACUGCUGUUGCACUCGGGCGGAAGUUGGAAAUUCCCACCCACUAUGUUGUAAUAACAACCUCUGCGUUCUCUUGUGGCCACAAUCGGGAAACCCCAAGGGAGAAAAAUUAACACCAAGGAGAUAUUCUCGGGUAGGAAAAAAAAAUACUGCUUACUUUCACGACAACUAAUGUCAGUCAGACUAGCUAGGUACAGUAACUUUAUAUCACAUUUUGUGCUUAUUUGCUUUCUUGCCAGGAGUUAGAUGUGAAGAUCAGUACCACUGUCUUGUUGGUGGUAAACGUGAAGCUACAAACAGGACAUGGUUAGUCUCUCUAAAACCACAACGACACAAAACAAGAUAUAAUGUGUCAGUUUCUGAGUUUUAAAGGUGCUGGUACGUGCAUUUUCUAAAUUUUAAACUGAGCUAUGCUAGAUGUAACUCUGUAACCCCCUUCUCAUCUAACUCUUGGCAGGAGAGCAAAUAGGCUUAUCUCUCAAUGUUAACCUAUUCCUUUAAGCUUUAAAUCCACACGAAGUGUUUGGGUGGCUCAAAGGUGAUGUGUUGAAAAUGGAUUAUAAAUGUACUUAACAUUAAGAAUGUAAGACACCUCAUUGACAUGACAGAUAUCUGCAUCACAAAAAUCUUGUUUUUUUUUCCUCAAUAGAAGGCUGAACUCCUCUGGCUUUUCUGUUGCUUUUUCCCCAUGCAUGAAGUUUGUCACUUUUCACUUUAUGGUGUGUAUGGAAGGCAGCAGGGCCUACAUGUGCUUUUCCCAGACGUGUGAAUUUUCAUCAUUAACCUUGUUAAAAGCAGUACUCAAAGAAUUAUUUGAUUUGUUAAUAGACCGAAAACUAAUCUUUGAUAAUUUUUAAAAAUUGAUUAAUCCUUUGAGUUAUCUUUUAGUAGAGGUUGUUGCUGUCUGCAGAUGCAUUUUACAACUUUAUGACAAUAGUACAUACCCCGGAGGUCAGGACAUGAUGUAUAGGAUUACAAACACUAUUCCCCCAUACCGCACUAAUCUAUUGUACCGUGCUUACUUCCAAAUUGUCUUACAAUGUGCGAUUUUUGUGUUGUGAAGUGCUGGCUAGUUUUCAUCUGCUGAAGUGUUUGAUUGAACCUUCCAAGUCUCUUUGAUAUCUCAGUCAGAAGAAGGUAUAGCUUCUUUUCAGAGCUCACAAGCCAGAAAGGAUAAGAAUUACUGCUUAAUAGCCAUUCUGGUGGACAGGCCAUGAAGGUGGACAGAAGAGUUAGGUGAUGUUUCUUUUCUCUUUGCCAAAUUGUUGGUGUCCAUUUGUGAAAAUGAGCAUUUCUUUCCUCAGUCACUAAUUUCUCUUUUUUACUUACACAGUUAGCUCUGCUUUACUUCGAGGUUUCACAAUGCACAAGUUGUUUUAUUUAAGUUGGACUAGCAGACUGGUGAAUUUGUCUCAUUGGGAUAAUUACAAAUCAGGUGCGCUGAACUAAACUUUGAAAACAUUCCUGUGAUUGUUUGAGCUUUCAAGCAGUCAAUAUGUAGCAAAACUCCAUCUGUCAGGUCCCCAAGUGGUAACACUAUCACAAUAAACGUGCAUACUGUUUGUCCAAAUGAAUGUUUGGGUGGGCCUUGCCUUGCAUGUUGCUCUGUCUUCACUCAGUCCUUUCCAUACAUAACAUCUGAACGUCAGGAAUCUGCACAUCUUUAAAUGAUUUCAUCUCUGUUGGCAAGAAAACAGCCUCUCACUGCUCUUCAUGGUAAAGUUCUUGAUAUUCUCACUCAUGUGAGUGAUUCAAAACUUCUGCCACAGAACCAUGGCCCCACAGUCAGACGAGCCAUGUGUCUUUUUCACAGUUCAGCUUGAAGAACAUUUACUCCAUUUUAAAUCAGUAACCAACCAAUCAGAGUAGAUUUUGUCAACUUCAGUCAACGUUUUAAUGUCUUUAAAUGUUAUUUUUUUAAAAACCGGGUCAGAAACAUUCAGUACAAGUACGGUACGGAGUACAAUUGGGUUGAACACCAGUGAAUUUCCUCACUCAAUGUUUUUGAAAACUAAAGAUUUGAAGACUUGAAUGUGGCAAUGAGUUGUAAAAAAUUUAUAACAUUUCAGCAUUUCAGCAAAUCUGGCUGCUUCAGUCAUCUCCAUUAUGUAAGAAUAACCAGAAAUAAGCUUCAGUGAAGUCAUUAGUACAAACUUUCUUGUGAGCACUGUGAUUGUGCCAGAAUGUAUAUAAAUGAUGAGUAUUUUUUUUUAUGAUUUCAAAGUGAUGAAUGGGGCCUGCUUGUCAACAUCCUUUGAAACUGAAAUUUACAGGAAGUCACUUAACUGAUGUUCACACUUUCUGUACUGUUAGGUUUCUUAACAUUUUUUAUACACACUGAUUAAAAUGACUUUCCUCUGUAAAAGUGUUUUUCAGUUUGAUAAAGGUUCUGCUUGUCCUUUCAGAAAAGCUGCUUUUGUUGUCAAAAGGUCACCUUCUUUAAUUUGGGAUAAUCUGAAUACAAAGACAAUAAAGGUCAUAUCGCACACCUACCACAA
Messenger RNA from Scatophagus argus, 4882 nucleotides. RefSeq names its product ganglioside induced differentiation associated protein 2 (gene gdap2). Bases 372 to 1859 code for a protein of 495 amino acids. The record is from RefSeq and is a predicted model, not a curated record. Lineage: Eukaryota; Metazoa; Chordata; Actinopteri; Scatophagidae. The transcript is spliced from 15 exons.